This is a messenger RNA of Oreochromis aureus, 15732 nucleotides long. RefSeq lists its product as uncharacterized. Lineage: Eukaryota; Metazoa; Chordata; Actinopteri; Cichliformes; Cichlidae. Gene Ontology annotation, cellular component: nucleus. The record is from RefSeq and is a predicted model, not a curated record. Gene Ontology annotation, molecular function: zinc ion binding; nucleic acid binding. The transcript has 35 exons. The coding region runs from base 477 to 14330 and encodes 4617 amino acids.
UGCACGAGACGUCACACUAAAACGGGGACAGUUUUAUUUGGAGCCUUGAUAAGAAAGCAGAGGACAACACAGACGCAAUCAAAGCUGUUGGCUACGCAUUUAUUACGAACGGAAACAACAGAGUGAACAAAUCCAGACAAGACCUUCCAGAUGGAUUUCACCCAUCCAGGAAGCUGAAGCCCACACCAGUUCAAAAACAUUUUUUUUUUAAUUUCUCAGUUUUGUAAUUGCUAUUGAAGAGUUCCCUUCUCCCGCUCCCAGGGCCACCAUCAAACCACAUACUUGAAGUUCUCUAAAGGAUCUCUCUACACACAAGACUUCGUGAUUAUGUUUGCCUGACUGAAUGGUCACUUUGCAUUUUCCACGAGCUCCACAUUGACAAUGACCUCCAGCAUACCUACUUUGUAAAAAACCAAAAGAAAACAACCAAACACCCAUUCCAUUGAUUGCUGUGGCCAUCCUUGACUUUCUGAACCAUGUCCCAUCCCCUUCAUAACCCCUAUAAUUUUGGGAUACAAAGUUCUACGCAGCAUCAAAAUGCACUCAGCUCUUCUGGAGCAUCCUCUGGAACUUCUGACACUACGUUGGGAACAAUUCCUUCACUGCGUGGUUUUCCAGUGACCUACAUCCCCCCACAGAGUAGUUCUAUUUUAGAUGGAGGUGUGAAGAGAUCUACAGAAAUGUAUCUUGGUCAAGCCAGGAAAGAGAUGAGACAACAGCCUGUUAACCAGGCCCCUUGCUUUACCGGCACUCAAGAAGACAAGUUUAUUUCUUCAACUGCAACGGUUGCCUCCAGUCCAGUGUGCUCAGCAUCUCAAAGACACUCUGAUUUUAAAAGUAGUGGGCCUUGUUCCUUGGACUCGUCAAGCUAUAAGAAAGCCACUGAAAAUGAUUCUUCUAGAUUUUUUUCAUCAUCUACUUCACUGAGCUUUCAAGGCAGUGGUGAAAGCAUCUUUAGUACCUUCAGUGAAAGAGAACGGGAUAUGCAGUCCAUUCCAGGCUUAGGUGAUUCUGACUAUCGAAUGCAAGACAAACCUGUGCUCCCUACUGACUCCAGUUACCCAAAGUACUCUUCACAAGAAGCUUCUAACAUCCUUUUACGUUUUGGACUUGAAAAAGACGACUUGGAAUAUCUGAUCUCCUACCCUGAAGACCAGAUAACCCCUGGCAAUCUGCCUUUUAUCUUAAGGCAAAUCCGCAUGAAGAAGGCUGAGAGUGUUAAACCUAUUGUUCAUUCAAAAGCCUGUCCUGAACCUCAACCCACCCCCAGCAUGACCGUAAUGGACAGGUUCAGAAGGGAAGGGAUGCAACAAGAAGAAUUGGCACAGAUUAUCAAACCAAGUAAAGUGAUUGACUAUGGACAUACUAGCAAAUACACUGGAGGGUUUGGCAGUGAUAUUGGAAAGCGCAGUGGAAGUAGAGCUAACAGUAGUGAGAGUGGUAGCAUGUUGCUCAUGGACACUUAUGAUGGUGGCAGUUGCAAUAGAGAACCACUGCAAGAAAGUACGACAGAAGUGAAAACCAGUACCUUGGUUUCUUCAUGUGACCUUCGGGGAACUGUUUCCACUAAUAGUUCAAUGCAGAGCUAUGAGCCUCCUCCAAGCUGGAAUCCAACGCAACGAUUGCCGACUCAGUCAAACCCAGCAUCUCAAGAAAUCAUCAGCUCCUUCUCUCUACCAAAGAAAGACACAGACUUAAGACUUCUCAAAUCCAAACUAGUUCCUUUGAAAGAACCAGAGCCAGAUUGCCAUUUGGCAUUAAAAGCUCAACCACCUCUCAGUCAUAUUGCUCGUGGUGUGCAUCCUGAUCGACCUGGCCUUGUGCUCAUCGGCAAUAAUGAUAACAGUUGCACCAAGGAUCAAAGUGAAAGUCAACAACAAGCGCCAAAGGUUGCUAAGCCCAUAAACAAACAGAAGGUGCUCCAAAGGCAGAUGCAGCAGGAACUAAAGAAACAGGCGGAGCAGCAGCGGCAGCAGGACCAGAAGCAACCACCAGUGCAGAUGGGACAACGCCAGUGUGCAAACCCAGUCACUCCCCUAGCACCUCAGAUAAUUCCUAAACCAGUGAACUUCGUUCAUAUGCCACUGCCACUUUCCAGCAAGCAGUGUCUUGCAGACAGGGAGCUAUCAGAGGGUCUGCCAGCAUUGGCCAUGAUGCAAGACUAUGCUGCAGCCACACCACAAACCUUUCCACAUACCUGUUCUCUGUGUUUGCAAAAAUGUACUGGUAUGAAGGAAUGGCUCCUUCACCAGAAUACCAGCUUUCACCUCGACAACUGCAAACUUCUUCGGAAACGAUAUCCACAGUGGGAUGGCAAAGUACUGACGUACCAAGGUUCUUCAAAUACAGGAAAGAAGUCCUCACCCUCCUCUUCUGGCAAAACUUCCCAGCAUCGUCAUCAGAAAACCAGGCGUGAGAGUCGUUCCCGUUCUCGCUCACACAGCCCACGUCGCCGCCUUGGUUCAGAUGGCAGAAGGCCUAAACAUGGCAACUAUUCAUGCUCUCACUCAAAGAGCCCUCACCACCACUUCAGCUCUGGGGGGAGAAGAGAGAAACUCAGUAGUGGAUCACGAUCGCCAAACAGCUCCAGACAUGCUCGCAGGUCCCGGUCUCGUUCCUUCUCCCCACGGAAGGACUAUCUUGCCUCCUUGCGUUAUCGAUCACAUUCAAGGAGCCAUGAAAGACGAUCGUCACCAAGAAGGAGACAUGAGAAACAGUUACUACAAAAGAGGAAUGAUGAAAGACGAUCGCCGACAAGGAGACGAGAUGAUAAGCGUUUGCCGCUGAGCAGAAGUCAUAAGAGCUCAUCAUCAGAAAAGAGGCCUCAACAAAAGAAGUUGGACAACAGUACAAAAAGACUUGCUAAACAGCUGCUGGAAACCACAGGUCUCCACUCUUUGUCAAAAAAGUCUGACCUGGAGGCCAUAGCUGAAAUACUGGCUGAGCUAGCCAAGAUGAAGUCACCAUUAACAUCCUUAUCAUCCUCUGCUUCUACAUCAUCAUCCUCCUCAAAGAAGGAGAAGACCAUCAAGUCAUCUGAAAGUAAACCUGGACUUCAUAAGAGUGAAGCAAGUACCUCUUCAAAGCCUAAGGCUAGUAAAUCUUUUCCUUCAACAACGGUCAAAUUACAUGGGAUUGUCAAAACUUUUUCUCACGAAGAAGUGGUUGCUGCUGUGGAACAUUUUGGAAAAACUGAGUCCAUUGUAUUGUACAGGUCCAAGCUAGAGGCAAAAGUGAAUUUCAUGAAAGAAGAAGAUGCUCAAAAACUGAAAAAGUUACAGAGCAUCGACAUAAAAGGAAUACCAGUCACUGUUGUCAGAGAACAGGAUACUGUUACAAAGAAGCGUCUUCCAACCUUUACCAAAAAACAAGAGCAGCUUCCACAGAAAAAAAUCGUCAAGUCCACUAAAUCCACUUCAACUAGAAAUUCUUUUAAAAAGCCGUUGUCUUUGUCAUCUGGAGAGAAAAAAAAUACAACAGGCAAACUUGUUACUAAAGCAAAAGUCUUGGUUUCCAAAGCAAAAGGUGUCUCAACAAAACAGAUAUCCAAAACCUUAAAGCAAGGCAAAGUAGCUGCAAAAGGAGCUGUAAAUGUUGUUGAAGAAAAGAAAGAUGCUUCAAAUCUUAAAGGUUGCAAUAAUUCCAAAAGUUCAGGAAAGCAGCAGGGCAAUGCCGUCUCAAAACAAAGACCUACCCGCAAAGGAUCUGAAAGCAAUGCUAAAAACUCUGUAGUGGCACCUAAAGAUACAGUCAAGGUGGACCAAUUGUCAAAAAAGACCAUGAAUCCAAUUAAAGGAACUGCAAUUGUAACUCAUGCAAAGGUCUUAGUUGCCCAAGCACAAACAGCCUCAACUAUCGACAAACCUCAAAGUCAAUUAGAACAAUUGGCUGCAACAGUAACUUCAACAACAUUAAAUGUGGAAGAAAUUACUGUAAAGGGCACUAAUGUUCUAUUUAAAACUUCAGAGGAUAAGCCUGGUGUAGAGACUUUAAAGCCACCAGAAAUGGAAAUAAAGUUUCAGCAGCCAACAGUGGUGAGUGAGGAGACAACCGAGGUACUUGAAACAAGAAAUGCAACAGCUUCUGGAACAAAGAACCAGGCUGAUGACAAAGUUUAUCAGAAGGAAAAAGAGGUCAAACACGCUGAACUAUUGGAGUCUGUGUAUACAAAAGUCGUAGAGCCCAUUGAAGUUGAAAGUUUUUCCGGUAGCAAAUGCUUGCGAGAACCAGAGUCCUCUGAAAUAGGACAAAUGCCACCACAGACUUCAGGGAGCUCAGCUCAAGCUGCUUUGGAUACAAAGCAGACACCCGAAAGGAUCGAAAAGGGUCAAGAGCAGCAAAAAGGCAAGGUGGACACAGUUCAUGCCACAAAUGUUCCAUCCAAACCUAAAACUUCAGAAAAUAAGCCUGAUGAGACCUUCAAGACCCCCAAAAGUGAUACAAAUGUUCAAGAAUCUGCAGUUAUGCCGGAAGACAGAGUAAGAAAUGUGUCUGCUUCUGAAAUGAAGCAGCAGACAGAAUUAGCCAAAGUUGAGACAAAAGAGGCCAGUCACACUGAACCACUCGAGUCUGGGAAUAAAAAAGUGACAGAGCCCAAAGAAGUUGAACACUUUACUGACAUAACAACUGAACUAACCAAAUCGAAUAAGGGUCAGACACCAACCAGCACAAGUGAGACUACACUAGUUGUAUCUCCAACAAAACAUCCGAUUGAUUCACCUCAUAGAACACAGACUACAAUAAAAAAACCAGAAUCCUACGAGAAUACAGAGGUUCAAGAAUCUGGAAUAGUGCCUGAAAAGACAACCAAGGUUCCUGAAACAAAAAAAUUAUCAGUUUCUGAAACACAGCAGCAGGCGAACUUGUUGAAAGUUGAGACAAAAGAGCCCAAACACAGUGGGGAUUGCUUUGAGGAUACAGAGGUUCAAGAUUCUGGAUCUGCCAAAAAUGAUGUGGACGAGGCAAUGGAAGUCGAACAUUUUGCUGAGAAAAAGGCCUUACUAGCCAAAUCGAGUGAGGGUCAGACACCAGCCAGUACAACCGAGACCAAACCAAUAAUUGAUGACCCUCAGAGACUGCAGACCAGAGCUGAGACAAAAGAGGCCAAACACAGUGAACCACUAGAAUCCGGAAAAACAAAAGGGACAGAGUCCAUGAAAGUUGAAAGCUCUACUGACACGACAAAGACUAUUGUCAAAAACACAGAAACUUUGGAGAAUCAAAAAUCUGCAGCAGUGCUUGAAAACACAACCAAGGUUCUUGAAACAAGAAAUGGAUCAGCUUCUGAAACAAAGCACCCAGCAAAAUCUACCAGUGUUGAUGUAGAUGCAAAAGAUGCCAAACGUGCUGAAUCACUGGAGAUUGGAGUCCUGCAAAUGUCAGGAAGUUCAACUGAAGCUGCUCUGGAGGCAAAGCAGAUGGUUCAGAGUGUGAACACAGUCUCACAGCAAAAAGAUCUUGUGAUUGAUGUGACAAGUCAAAAGGAUCCCCCGUCAAAAACUGUCAGUAAUGUUUUGGCAGUGUCGACUGCAGUAGCUGCAUCUUCCAAAACUGAGCCAACAGCUGCAACAGCAGGCAAGCAAAGGCAAAGUUUUAGCAACCUGACUUUUGGGGAGAAGAUAGAAAAGCUCAUGGAUAGAAAUCGCCUGAAUUGUUUCAAAAAUAAUAAAACAUUGCUGUCAAAGGUGAUGUUGAUCACAAACCUGCCAGAAUAUCAAAAUAGCUGCUACACAGAGGCGGACGUUGCCAAUCAACUCACCCUAUUUGGCUUUGGAUAUAUGGAAGAUGACAUCUAUGUUAUUCCUCAAAUGCGUAUGGCUUUUGCCAUCGCGCCAAGUGUGAUGAAGGCAAAAAAGCUUUUUAAAUCGUCGAAAGAGAAGAGUAUUAUUCUCAAUGGGUCCACACUUUGUUUGGAGUUUUUAAUCUACUCCUUUCCAAUGAAUCCGCUUGGAUUUUAUAGCACCCUGAUGAAUCUGGUGAAUUAUCAGACAACUGAUGAUGGAUCAACGGUAAUCUACAUCAAGAAUAUCUCACCAAGUGAGGCCAAUGAUCUCAGGGAAGCUUUGGAAAAAAUCGGUUCUGUCAAAAACUACCUGCCUCUCCUCAACAAGGUGUUUAUUGAAUUUGAGUCCAUUUACGAUGCUGAUCGACUCGGAGUUUGGUACAGCCUCCUGAAACAGGGCUUUGGCCAUAAUGUCUACAGGAUUAAGAUACCAAGAAAUGAAUCCACAGCACGGCCACCCAGACUGGCAGCGAAAGCUUUGCCGGACAGCAAGGUUGUCGCUGAAGGGGCGACAAUCCCAACAGCAAAUUUUGGUGUUCCUCAGGGAAGCACUUCACCAUUUUGGGUUACAAUGAAAACAUAUCCCUUUUUGUUCCCUACUGCAUCUCCUUGGUUUGUCAUCCCAGAUUUUCUGACAGUCCAGCUGACAAAAAAACAGAAAAACCAUCCUCCAGGCUCUGUUUUCCCCCACAUUAUGCUGACCGGUUUGCCAGAAGGGAACUACAGACACGAGGAUGUCGCCAAGCUGGUGUGGCACCAUUUCCCCGUUCAUAAUCUUCAUACUCUGUACUACAAGAUCAUCGUUUUAUCACUGCAGAGGAGGGCCUUCGUGUACUUCAGUGACUGGAAUGCCUGUACCAAUUUUGUUCAACUGCACAGGAAAAACCCUAUUUCUGUCGGAGGUCGGAUACUCAAUGUCCACUUCGUGUUACAGGACAUGCAUCCUGGAUCCAGUGAGGAGGUCGUAUACAGAAAUCUGAUGAAAUGGAGCAAUAUUCAUGUUCCAGAUUCAGAGUCUCUGGAGGAGCGGCUGCUCUGUGUGGAGAUCUCUGAGACAUCUGUGGACCUCAUCAUGAUGGUCAUGCAAGUGGUGGCAUCCAGUGGUUCUUUUGUCAGAUUCUUGCCACUUGCUAACAGGAUUUACAUUGAGAUGGCACAAUCUAGUCGUGUAACACAGGUGUUGGAGAAGAUUGCCUCAAAUGAACAUUUAUCUACGAAUGUAAUUUGGAAUAAAGUUCGACGUAUUGAAACUUUGAAGAGCCUAAAACAGCGUCUCCAAGACUCCAGUGAGAUUAAAGUAAAUCUUGAACUGGACACCACAGAUGUUAAGUUCCCAACUGUGAUAAGUGGAGCACAGCCUUCUCUUUCUGAUAAAGGGCCGCAAACUCUUCAGCAAACCAGUACCUCUGGUUCUGCUCAACCAGCAGUAUCAGUUAGUUCCAAUAUUUCUAAGUCUCUCACAACAGGACAAAGUGCAACAAGUGACCAAGGAAUGGAAGAAACCAGUGAUAAACCAGGAACUGAGAUCACUAUAACAUCCACCAUUGCUCUUCAGGCUAGUCAGGAUGUAGAGAAGGCAGAAUGGGGGGUAGGGGAAGAAGGGUCACCAGUAACUUCAGUCACCUCUGCUGAUGGAAGAACUGUUUCAGCUGCUUCUACCCUUGCUCCUCCAGUCACAAGUCUGACAAAGUCUAAGGAAACGAUCAAAGAACUUCCUUAUGUUAAUGCUGACAAGCCCAGACUGAUUCAAGGAACCAAGACACAGAGUGUGGAUAAAAUGAGCCCCAGCAAGAGAGAAGCAACCUCUAGAAGCGACAUGGAUAAAGAGAAAAUGGAAGAAAAGCAGACCUCCGGAGUGGAAAUAGAAAACCAAAGCCUGGUUGUGUCAACCACUGCAAAACAGAUCUCAACAAGGUCCUUCAACGACUCCAUGAGCAGCUCAUCUUCUAGUGUCAGCCGGACCUCUGUCUCUUCUUCUCUACAAUCUAUUGAAACUCCUCCCUUCCCUUGCCAAACAGCACAGCCAGAAAAUCCAGAGUCUCCAGAGAUAGCCUUACAUUCUCCAUCCUCCAGCUGUAGGCCUUCUUCAUCAAUGAUUGCAUCAACAGCAGCAGCAGCAGAUGUGACAGUAGAGACAUAUCAGCUUCAUAGAGACAAAGAAGCAAAACCCACAGAAAGUGCAGUAGGGAAGUCUGGUAAAGUGUUAGCAGAGGGCAUUACUACGGAGACAAAUGGAACAGAAAUAUCUGUAGCUAUACAUUCAGCUGCACAUAGUCAGGGGUUAGAGUUGACAAGCCAAAAACAGAAUCUAGAAAUUGAUUUUAACAAUGGCAUACACAGAGAGUCGAAGGAGAGGACAGAAGAAGUAUGCAGAAAUGAUUAUUCUGGCAAGUAUCCUGAGGAGGAGGACUUUGAAGAUUACCAAAUCCUGGACUCGAUUGAGGACCAAACGGAUGAACAGAUGAAUGAAGACGAAAGCCAAGAUGGCACUGAAACCAAUUUAUCUGGGUUUGUACAAGAGCCAGGCAACUCGUACCAGGUGAUGGAUAGUGUUACCGAGGACCAAGCAGCUAUAGUUAAAGAGGACUCUCAAGAAGAUGCCACUAAUAAGGAUGUGUUAGAUUCAAGCAUGAACCAAACUCCAAGGAUCAAGGGAGCUCGAAGGAGCAUACAAACACAAGAAGAAAUGCAGAGGUCUUUUAAAGCCUCUGAAAAUUUGGGCCAAAUCCUAAAUGUUGAAAAACAGUCUCUUGAAGAACAAGUCAACAAAGACAUGUCAAGCAAUGCAGAUUGUGCUAAGCAAGAAACCUUUGAGAUAUUGGAUUCAAUUGAUGAUAGCACUGAUGACCAUGUUUCUUCAGAAACACAUAUUUUUGAUGAGCUAAAUUUCAGUUUAGAGGACUUUGUCACUGUUGAUGAAAUUGGUGACCACGCUGGAGAAGCAGCCUUCAGCCACCAAAGCUGCUCUUCUCAUAAGCAGAACUCUAGAAGGAAAAGAGAAAGGCAAAGCUCCCACAUUUCCUCCUCUUCUUCCUCACCCGUGCCAACUGACAUCACAGUGAAAGGAAAUUUGUCUUCUAAUGUCAGUAAGACUUCUAGCUCCUCAUUUUCUCAGUCUUUUGAAACUUGCAGGAAAACACACCCAAGCUCGUUAAAGUCCCCAGCCAGAGCACUGCAUACUUCAUCCUCAGAUUGCAGGACACAUUCAUUAAAGAUGGCAUCAGCAGCAGCAGCUGAGGCAUCGGUUGACAUACAUCAGCUGCACAAAGAAACAAGUUCUGUUGAGUCAGAGUCAAGGCAGUCACCUGGACCCGAGAAAAGCCAUCGACUGCAUGAGUUGGACAGUCAGGUCAUGGAGAGCGAUACAGAUGCAGUCAAAACCUGUUCAAAGGAAUGGAGUGAAAUUGGAUUGGAUGCUUCUGUCCAAGUAUUACAUGGAGUUUCUAAACACCAAGUAACUACCAUUCAAGAGGAUGAUCGCCUGGUUGAAAAUGAAGACUCAGCAGAGAAAAGGGUGGUUGAGGAAAACAAGAUUCAGAUAAUGGAAAAUUCUGAUAAAUCUACAGUUCUAGAUGCAGCUGAUAAAAUUGAAAUGUCAAUUAUAAGUAGCAACCAAAGCCCGAGAGGCCAAACAGAAGAAAGAAGAAGAAAAGAAAAAGAAGAAAUGUUUUCAGAAGAAUCCUGCAAAGCGUUCAAAGAUGCUGACAACGGAGACAUGAAAGACAAUUUAUCAGAUAGUACUGAUCAAGAAACCUUUGAGAUAUUAGAUUCAACUGAUGAUCAUACUGAUGACCAUGCCUCAUCAAACACCAGUCUUUUUGAUGAGCAAAAUUUCAACUUGGAGGACUUUGUCACUGUUGAUGAAAUUGUUGAUGAUGUGGAAGAUUUGGCCUUAGACCACCCAAGCACUGCUUCAUCUAAGCAGAACUCUAGAAUGAAAAGUGAAAGGCAAGGUUCAAAUGUUUCAUCUCCUGUAAAGCAGACUUCUACAAGAUCCCUGAAAGACUCCAAGAGCUCAGCAACUUAUUCUUCUUUCUCACAUUCCUUAUCCAAGUCAAUGAAAGCCACUGUGAGGAGCAGUUUGUGUAUGGCUAUGGAAACUCCUGCCUCCUCUGUGGAAAAAGCCCCAUCAAGUAACCCAAAAUCUCCAGCCAGAGCAUUGCAAGUUUUGUAUCCAGGUUUUAGGACCUGUGCAUCAAAAGCAGCUCUAAGUGGAGUUGAGACUUGUCAGCCAAAUGAAGAACAAGCAAAACCAACAGAGAGUUUAGUGGUAAAAUCUGACCACAAAGUUUCAGCCGAUGGCAUUGCUUUGAAAAUUGUUGAGUCAAAGUCAAGCCAGUCAUCUGGUCAUGAGCAAGGCCAGAAAUGCUUUGGAGAUGGCUAUAAGGUCUUGGACAGUAUUGAAGAUGAAAGUCCCGAGGAGUUUAGUGAAAUGGAAAUGGAUGCGCCUUUCAAAGCACUAGACAGUGUAACUGAAGACCAAACAGCAACAGUUCAAGAGGCCACUCAAACAGUUGAAAAUGAAGGUUCCACAUUGAUACAGCUGUCUGAGGAGCAUAUGAUUCAAGUAGAUAAUUCCGAUAAAUCUGUUGCUGAAGAUUCGGCUGAGAGAAACGAAGUGCUGGACGCAAGUAAGAGUCAAGCUUCAAGGAGCAGGGCCGAUGGAAGGUGGGGGAAAGAAAAAGAAGAACAGAUGCUUUCAGGAGAAGCCUGCAAAGACUCUGGACAAAUGACAAAUGUUAAACACCAAAGCAUCAAAGAAGCUUCACCAGAUAGUACUGAAGAAGAAGGCUUUGAGGCAUUGGACUCAGCUAAUGAUCACGCCAAUGACCAACUUGUUUCAGAUACCGCCCUUUUUGAUGAGCAAAAUUUUAACUUGGAGAAUUUUGUCACUGUUGAUGAGAUUUUUGAUGACUCGGGGGAGGACCAAAGCACAGAUGUGCUAUCCUCUGCCGAACAAACAUCAUUAAAAUCCUUGAAAGGUUCUUUGUCACCUUCCUCAUCUAAGACAAGGAAAUCCACUUUGAAAAGCAGUUUGUCUUCUAAUGUCAAAAUGACCUCUUUAGAGUUAAAUGAAACUCCUGCUUCGCCUGAUCAGAAAAGGAUGUCGAGCAAGGCAAAGUCUCCAGCCAGAGCAUCUUAUUCUUCAUCCUCAGGUUUUAGGACUCAUUUGUCAAAGCUGACAUUGACAGCACUAGUUGGGGCAACAAUAGAGACUCAUCAGCUUCAUAGAGAAGAACCAAACCCUACAGAAAGUGUACCUGUAAAGUCUGAUCACAAAGUUUCAAUAAAAGGCAUUGCUGGGGAAAUUGAGUCGGAGAUAAGUCAGACACCUGGACCUGAGCAAGGCCAAGAAUUACAUGAAGGAGGUUUUCAGGUCUUGGACAGUGUUAAUGAUGAUGACACCUGUUUAAAGGAGUGCAGUGAAAUUGGAUUGGAUGCUUCUCGCAAAGUGCUAGACAAUGAUAUCAGAGACCAAAUAACUACAGUUCAAGAGCCCAAUCCUUUGGCCAAAAAUGAAAGUUCUACAGUAAAGCAGCUGUCUGAAGAUUUGAUUCUGGUAGUGGACCUUUCUGACAAAAAUGCAGCAAAGAGCAGUGGAGAUGGAAGCAAGGGGAAUGAUGAAAAAACGCUUUUGGAGGAAUCAUCCAAAGCCUCCAAAGAUGCUAGCCUAAUUGCAGAAGGUAAAAAACAGGCUCUUGAAGAGGGAGACAACACUGUAAAAGAGGGUACUGAAAAACAAACCUUUGAGAUACUGGAUUCAACUGAUAGUCAUAAUGAUGAUUAUAUUUCUUCAGACAUCCACCUUUUUGAUGAGCAGAAUUUUGAGAGUUUUGUCACUGUUGAUGAAAUUGUUGAGGAUGUGGACGACAACCAAGGCACCUCCUCAUCUGAGCAGAACUCUAGAAAGAAAAGAAAAAGACAAAACUCAGAUGUUUCAUCUUCUGCUAAGCAGAUCUCAACAAGAUCCUCGAAAGAGUCUAAGAACUCAGCUUUAUCUUCCAAAUCCAAGUCCACCGAAGCUUCAGAGAAAAGCACCCUGUCUUUAGGCUUGACCACUGAGUCACCAAAAAAACAAAAAGGCUCAUCUGAACCAACCAAAUUCAAUACCAUAUCUAUGCAAUCUGCUCAGGCCACUAAGACACCUUUAUUCUCUUCUUCGCUGCCUGUCGAAAUUCAUGCAUCUCCUUUUCGCAGAGCACAGCCACGCAAGACAGAAUCUCCAGCCAGAAGACCACACACUGUAUCCUCAGGCCACAAGACCCAUUUGUCAGAGAUGGCAUCAACAUCAGAUAUUGAGGCAUCUGUAAAGAUUCAAUAUUCUAAUCAAUCAGAGAAAAAAACCUCAGCAAAGUCUGACCACAAAGUAUCAGCAGAGGGCAUUACAGCAGGGGAUUAUGUCGGAAAAUGUAUUGAGGAGGAGGAGGAAGAUGGUGAAACUUACCAAGUCAUUGAUUCAGUUGAUGAUCAAACAGAAGAACAACUGGAUAAAGAUGGAAAUCAAGAUGCCUGUGCUAAAACCAAGUAUCCAGGACCUAAGCAAAGCCACACAUUGCAUGGGGAAGGUUCUCAGAUUUUAGACAAUAUCAAAUAUACAAUUCGAAAUGAAAUAAAACAGCACCUUGAAGGUCAAGACUUCACUUCAACAAAUGCUACUGAAGCAUUUGAGAUACUGGAUUCGGUUGAUGAUCUGACUGAAAUAGAAGAUGAUAACCAAAAACUUGAAACCCUCAGCACCCAAGUAUCUAAAGAAGCCACAGAAGAAGAGGAAGAAGCUUACCAGGUGAUUGAUUCUGUGGAAGAUGAGCCAGCAACCGCAGAGACCAAAUUGGAGGCAGACAACAAGGAAAAAAGAACAGAGAAAUCCAAUGAAGCUAAAAGAGAUGAUAGACAAACAAGGACAAGUGGAUCAAGGACCAGAACAUCUAAAAGUGAAGAGGAGGGGAAAUUACCAAUAAAAGAGGACAAGAUGGUGAAAAAAUAUGAAACAAGAACAAAGAAAAGCACUACAGAAAAAGACAAAAAUAUUCUCAAGGACACUGAAAAGAUCAUUCAUGGGAAAGUAAAUUUUGAUAAAGAUGAAUCAGUUCAAGAUGCUUUUACUGCAGAAAGAUCUGAUAGUAGAAGGUCUGCUAGAGGAUACAAAGAGGUCAAACUGGCAUACACAGAACAAUCUAAAAAGCCAGAGGCAGUAGUGACUGACAACAGCAAUUCAGCCAUUACAGCACAAUCUACCAGUGGGAGAAAGGAAAGAACGGCUAAAGAAGUCCCAACAAAAGACAAGACUACAGUAAGAAGGAGAACCACAUGGGCUGUAGAUUCCCAGAAACAGGAUCCUGAGAAAAAUAGAGAAAAUGAAGAGAGAGCGCCACCGACCGAGAGGACACUGACAACAAAGAGUGAUGCCUUGAUAAAAGACUUAAGGGAGGACUCUACCUAUGAAAUGCACCCUGCGAAAGAUGAUGAUGUUAGGAAUAAUCAACCUGCAACUUCAGAAAACACAAGGUUGGAAAGACCAAGGAAAUAUAUUGAGAAAACUGUUUUGGAUGACACAUCUGAGCUAGUGACUCUGGAUGAGGUAGGGGCAGAUGAGGGUGGAGAGAAAUGUGUGUUGGAGGGAGAAGAGUGGAAUAGGGAGAUUACGGAGGAUGAGCUGCAGGAGUUUGUCACUUUGGAUGAGAUUGGUGAAGAAGAAGAGGAGGGACAUGAGGUCUGUCCACUCAACCCAGAUAGCCAGUCAGUGAAGUCCUUAAACCGAGAGACUUUAUCAAAUGUGAAUGAAGCAGUGGAUGAUGAGAAUGAGAAGGGUGUCAAAAAGGAGGCUCAGAAAAUCUCAAGAUCUAAUAAACGCAAACGUGAUGACAAUGCAGAGGAGAAUGUGAACUUGAAAAGAGAUGAAGACAAGGACAAGAAAGCCGUUAGAACCAGGACAAGUGGCCAAGCCAGGAAGAGGACUAGACAGAUCCCUGUGAGAAAAUCUGUUAGAGGGAAAAAGGGGGAUGCAACACACGAGAGAGAAGAUGCAGAAACAGAAUCACUUCCUGCCGCUUCACUCGAGUCCUCGUCACUGGACAAAAACGUAUCUGUACUAUCAAGUGACGACAAACCAGACAGCCAGAAAACAGAGGAGAAACCAGAGAGCCAGCCCGAUGUUGAUGCUGCCUCUGCUGGGCAACAGCAACAGCCUGAGUAUCUUGAUAACCAGACACAGGAAGGACCGAGCAGGAGUGACGUUAAAGCCAUCAGUAAACGAAGGAGAGCACUUAUUGAACCCAAAGCAAAACGAUCUUGUUCUCAGUCUCCUCACGUCACAGACAACUUGGAUGCUGACGCGUCCCUUGGUGAUGAGCAUGUGGUCCAAAAAAUGGGGCUUUUCUGUAACCUUUGCUCCAUUUUCUACCUGGAUGAGCAAAAUGCUACGGACCUCCACUGCAGAAGCCAGAAACACCAGGUGAACCUGAAGAAACAUCAACAGAAGCUUCGACCGAGGCCUUCGAGAAUGUCGACAAGAAAUUAUCAAGGCUCUGUUAAGGAUGAAUAUAACUAGAUUUUUUUUUCUUCUUUCCUGUUUUUUAUGAGAGGUGCAAACAAAACCAUGUGUAGUUGAGACUUGGUGAGGAGUGACUCAAGUGUGUGAAACCUGGGAGAAUGACUUGUCUGCGUGUUGAACCACUGGACAAGUUUUAAAUUUACAGUUUCAGGUGAAUAAUUAGCCCUCAUGAACAUAUUCUUAUAAGAAAAAUAACUAAGCGCUUUCUGCCGCUUUUUUCAUGGAACAUCUACCAUGAGGAAAUUUUUUUGCGUCGUCCACAGUUUUUGUCACAUGACAUUAGCUACGUCCCUCAACAGCUACUAACACAAGGUAAAUGUAUUUUUGUCCAUAUCGUUUUUAUUGGGUCAAAGCCCUCAGGUUGGUUAUAGAUCUUUUUUUGUUUCUAAUUAUAACAAUAACAAUAAAUUCUAAUUUUUAAAUAAUGUAUUUGUUUUCACGUAGUUUUUCCUCCCCUGGUUGAAAUUAAUACAUAAGUACAUGUAACAUCCAUUAAUUUUCUUUAACUGAGUUUGGCUACUGUCCUGUAAAUACCUUAGAUCGUAUUAAAGAUGGGCAUAGCCUUUGGGUUCACAAAUGAAGUGGAAGUGCCUUAAACAUGCAUUUCAGUGAAUGGGCAGCAGGGAGAGACUCCUCUGGUUGGAGAAGGGUUUCAGUUGUAUAGAAGUUUGUGGGAAGUCUGCUAACAAAAACAUUAUGUUUUUUUACUAAAUGUUGGUUAUUUUUAAGAGGGAGAUAGGAAGAUUACCCACCUUUCACUCUUUAGCUAAUCGGGGUGCAUGUUUACAGUUGUAUCCACCCCUUGCGUGUUUUAAAACUCGCAACAUGCUGAUGGGGAAAAUGCUCCACUGGUUUGUCAUGUGAAACAGAAAGGAUGUCAGUUUUCAGCUUCAUGUACUUUGCUGCUGUUAGAGAGAAGCAUGCUGUCUAGAUUUAUGCAAAGCUAACAAACUUUUUUUUUCCUCUUUCAGUGAGAGAGAGAGCGAGUACAACUAUAUUGUUUUAUGAUUGGUUUGCUGUAUGUCAAAGCUGUUAACUAUGGUAUGUUCACCCUGUAAAUCUUCAUGCACAUCAGUGCAGUUUAAACGCAACAUUUUCUCCCCGCAAGUCACUACAGAAAUAUCUGUACACAUUUCCUGUGUAACCUCGGGGAAAAUAAAACACUUCCUGUUUUUUCAGCUUUAGAUAUUUCUGUCAUUUAUUCGAUUCUGCUCCUUCUAUUGUUAAAUGUUGUUCACAAAGAUAUCGUAACAUACACGAGUGAAUUCUUAAAUACUGUAAUAGUUAUUAAAAUAGUAUAUAGGAUUUGUGUAGCCAUAAAUAUUUAUCUAAACCUUUAAUUGUAUUAAUACUGUAUUACAUCUGAGUUUAAUAUCAUUAAACACACAACCAAACACAA